GAAAAAACAGCCAAGCAAACCACACAACAACACAACAGUAAAACUACCAAGAGUGCUGAUUACUAGAAAUGACAUGACUGGCAGAUUGUGGUGCAGGUAAAGGGUGCACAGGUCCCAAAGGAAGGCAGGUGAUCUGCUGCUUCCUUCUGAUGCAUGUAAAAAUAGUGCUGGCAGCUGCUACGUCAGCUGGUUAUCACUGAACGACACUUGCUGUAGGCAGAUGUAAAACCAAGCAGCACUGAGUGGCUGUAUGUCUGCCCUCUUCCCCAGUAAUGGAGCUGAAUGCAGUGUUUAACCCAUCCACAGUGAAUGUCUGAUAGAAUGCUGUUACAGUUGGGCAUCCCUUGUGGUGACUCGGGUGCGAUGCAGGGGAACAUGCAGGAUACAAGCUCCAGGUCAAUGUUAAUCUUCAACUCUGGAAAAUUUUUCCAGUGCGAUGUAGCUGUGGAGCCAGUACCAUUAAAGGCUCCAAAUUCCAAGCCCUGUUGGAGAAUAUGUGGAGGUACUGUUGGUGCAAUUCUGACAUGUCCACUGGAAGUUGUGAAAACACGAUUGCAGUCCUCCUCUGUGACUCUCUACAUCUCUGAAGUCCAUCUCAACACUGUGAAUGGUGCUAGCGUCAAUCGAGUAACUAGAGUUUCUCCUGGGCCUCUCCAUUGUUUGAAGAUGAUCUUGCAAAAGGAAGGUCCUCGUUCCCUGUUCAGAGGGCUGGGUCCUAAUCUAGUAGGUGUUGCUCCUUCCAGAGCAAUAUAUUUUGCUGCCUACUCAAACUGCAAGGAAAAGUUGAACAGUAUUUUCAAUCCAGAUUCUACGCAGGUACACAUGAUUUCAGCUGGUGUGGCAGGUUUUACUGCGAUCACAGCAACUAAUCCCAUUUGGCUAGUAAAGACACGAUUACAGCUUGAUGCAAGGAAUCGUGGAGAAAAGCGAAUGAGUGCUUUUGAAUGUGUCCAAAAAGUUUAUCGCUCAGAUGGUAUUAAAGGCUUUUACAGAGGAAUGUCAGCGUCCUACGCAGGCAUAUCUGAGACUGUUAUUCAUUUUGUUAUUUAUGAGAGUAUUAAGAGAAAACUACUAGAGUAUAAGACUGCCUCUGCCAUGGACAAUGAGGAUGAAUCAGCAAAAGAAGCUUCGGACUUUGUUGGUAUGAUGAUGGCUGCUGCCACUUCCAAAACAUGUGCAACAUCAAUAGCAUAUCCUCAUGAGGUUGUACGAACAAGACUAAGAGAAGAAGGAACAAAAUACAGAUCUUUCUUCCAGACAGUAUCUUUGCUUGUGCGAGAAGAAGGGUAUGGCUCCCUCUACAGAGGUUUAACUACACAUCUGAUCAGACAGAUUCCAAACACGGCUAUCAUGAUGUCAACCUAUGAAGUGGUAGUCUACUUGCUCGAUGGAUAGCAAUGUGACAAGGCUUCCUAGAAGAAGGUGGAAGAUGGAGAGACUGGAGUGGACCACUGAAUGUCAAUGCCGAUGGCGGUGGGCAAAGGAAAGAUGUAUCAGGAACAUGCAGCUAUGGACAAAACAGAAGGCUGGUUGUGGGCAACUCUGGAUAAUUUUGCUGCCUGAUUGUAUGGUGUCUUGACAAUGUGACAAAUGGGAGCUGCCCCUUAGGGAAUACCUUUAUACAUCUUUUAAUUCCAAAUUGUUACUUUCUUUUCGCCUGUUAAUCCAGGCAAGGCUGUUAAGCCAUCUUCAGAUGGCCAUCUUCAGACACCUGAUGGGUGAGGGAGGGGGUGUAUAAUAUGUUAUUGGGCAGCCUUAUUCACUUCCCUGAGUAAUUGCUCUCAACUGUGUCCUUUUUUUGUUCUGUUUUACUGCACAGUAACCUGUGGGACGAAUGGGGAAGACAGUGCUUUCAUGCCUUUCCAUACCUGAAACGUCCAUUCAGUUGGAUUCAUAGAGAGACAGAGGUAGUAGUCAGUGCGUAAAGUUUUCCAUGUUGCUAUCUCAUUACAAAAUAUGGCGCAGGGACACAGAACAAAGUGAUUUCUUCACUAUUAAAAGUGAUACUUGAUGGUUUGUUUGAGGUUUUGGGGCUUUUUGUUUGGUUUUGAGUUUUGUUUUUCAGGGCUUUUGGUGUGUUUUAAGUUUGAGCAGUGUUGUAAGUUACUGAGAGAAGAUUCUAUUGUUGAACUCUUCAGAUUAUCAAGCUGUUGAUAUUGGUGUGUGUAGGUUGCUAGUUCUGCUGCAUCAUCUUUUCUCUUCUGGAACUUGCCUUCCUUAAAUAAGAGAGACCUAUGAAGUGUUUUCCUAUGUCAUCAAUUUUCCUUGCCAACCUGUCAGGUCACUCGCACAGCUAAGGAGGAACUUGAUGAAUGCUACUUCAGAGCCUUUUUAAGGAUUUAUAAUGUGAUGAGGAAUCUCAACUAGCCUAGCCUACCAUUUGUGAAGACAGGAUUCACCCAGAUAGUUUCAUGCUACUUAAGAACAAGUGGUAUUAGCCUAAAAUGUCUGGCAAAUCCUGACUUGGAUUACCAGUAUCUAUAUGGGAGUACAGGGGCAGAACACAUAUCACUAUGGCCAAGGUGACCAGAAAGCAGAAAACAGUUGAAAGUGGGAUAGAUCUUUUUGAGUGCAGCCUCUGUGCAGAGUGAUGGAGAAAAUUGUAAUUAAGACUCUUGUAAGCAUUUCCCCUUGAUAAUUGCUAUAUCACUUCUUCCUACUUGAGCCUAUAUACUGAACAGCAGUAUAACCUUGUCCUCCAAAUUGUCUGAAUAUAAAGGCAUUGGUUUUGCUCUAUGAGACAAUUGCAGAACAGUAUGUCACCUUGAGCAGUGAGGCUUAGCUAGUUUGUCCUCAUAAUUUACAGGGUUCUCCAGAACCAUACAGCUGGAAUGUCAAAAUCAGAAGCUUAAUGUUACAAGAACUUGUACAGCUUUCCAAGCAGAUACCUUCUAUCUGCACCUUGAGUACUUCUCAGUCUGCAUCCAUGAUCCUUAUGAGGAAGGGUUAUCAUUAUAAAUUGGGGGCAAUAGCUUUCUACAUAUAAAUGCUGCUAUACUCAUGUGGACAGAACUGUGCUAUCAACUCUUCCAGUGUGGUACUUCAGUACACUUAAACUGUGCUUUGUGUGCAAUGGCUUUAUUUUAUGAAUGACUCCUUAUGCACUUUGUGGCCUUCUUAUAGAUUAUGACUUUUCUUCCUCUUUUGGGUAGCCUGUAGUCAAACUGUGUUCAAAACACGCAGUUUGGUUUUAAACAAAGCAUGUAGUUUGAUUUCUGUGUAAGCUGUGCAGGGUAAAACGUUAUGCUGUAGAUCCAUAGCAUCUCUGAUGCAGUAGUUCUGUAGGCUGUAUGUAAAAGCCCAAAGCUUACAGAACAGUUUGUCUGGGGUUUUCUAGUUGGCUUUUGUUUAUUUUGACCCUUGUCAUGUUCCCCACACAGUGUCAAAGUAUUUGAGUUUUUCAUGUAAUUCUCUGUACUAAUUGCUCAUCUUUCGAAAAGCCACCUAAAGUAUUGCAGUGGAGGCUUAGCUGUAUCAACUUCUUUCUCCUUAAAAACUGUUACCUAACAUUUUUUAAAGCAGAUAGUGUGGUCUGUGAUGUGACCAAAGAUGAAUUUGAUUGUUUUAAAGUGAGGGGUGUGCUUAAAUGUGUUCUCAAGUUGGGCUUUUUCUAGUGAUCUCUCUAGGAAAAGUCUGGAGUAUUCAUGACUGACUGAAGUCUUGCUGUGAUGCCAUUGUUAAGAUAACUAAGGGCAGGAUUAGUUACUUAUUGUAGGCUUUAUUUUGUAGAAAGUGGAUUACUCUUCAGGCUGUCCAGAUUAUUCAGUCAUAGCCAAAAUUUAAAUUGGCAAAGACAACUUUGGAGUUAAUGAAUACAAUGAACACUUGGAUUAGCUUAGGCUUCAUGGAGUUACUCUCCUGUUUUAUUGGAUACGUUGUCCCUUGGUUACAUGUUUGUCUCCCAUUUAUUCACUGGGUACUGUGUGCGUGCCUUGUCUGGGUGAGAAAGACCCUCUGGAGUUGAUAACUAGAAAAUGUUAAAAAGGACAAAUGAAUAUGGGAGACAACAGCUAAAAAUAGACAAUCAGCUGCUGCUUCUGCCUUUGUAAUGGGUGUUUAAGCAGUUUUAAACUUCAGGAGUUAUCUUUUAGGCUUGCUUUACAUAACAAAACUUAAAGAUUCACAGAAAUAUUUUUGUUAGUUUUAAACUACCAGUACAUGCAGAGUUACCGCUGAAAUAUUUCCCAAACGUUUUAAUUACUUAGACAGUUUAUAUUAAGAACUCAAAGGGAAUAAGAAGAUGUUACGUAACCUUUUAACUACAGAACUACAGGAGUGCAUUUAAACUUUCUUGUAACUUAGAUGGCCAUCUUUGAUUUCAUAUUUGAAUGUAGUGUAUUUAUGUCACGCUUUUCUGUGCUAGAGGCAGAGGUCUUGGAUUUAUGGAAAAACUCAUUAAUUAAAUAGUUUCCUCAUGUUUCCCUUGCCUAGAUGAAACCUAAAUACUACUGCAAGCUGUUAAUUUUGACUCUGCACCACCACUGCGGUUGCAGUUUCCCCUGUCAGCCAGAAGAUGGCACUGGAGUACGCAUUUAUCUGCCAGAGCCUGGUUACAGUGGGCUGGUUGUCCUCCUUUCUCAGUACCAUACUGGGGGGACAUGGCAAGGUGGCCCGAGUUUGGAAAGCCAUCAAAACCAAACAGAUUUCAGUGAAUGCAGUCACAUUUCUCAGCCCCAAUGUUAUCCAUUUGGUCCCUGUAGAGCUGUGUGAAAAUGAAUCGUGUUGCAGAGGCUGAGCCCAGCCUUUAAACUGACUAACAGAUCUGCUAUUUCUGUUUGAAUUCCUGAUCUGCUAGCCUAUAUUGUUUUACACUUGGGAUUUAGGGAGUUUUUUUGUUGUUUUAAUUGUAACUGAAAUGUCAAGCUGUGCACUUGUAUAUUGACAUUGCACCUAUCUCGUUCCCUGUUUACAUAAUGCACUCCGUAUAUUUCCUUUCUGAUUGCGGGGUUUGUUAAUGACAGUUUCUGCUAUUCUGUUUUUGUUCUGAUAAUGACAUUUGUAACAUUCCUCACUGUAGCAUUUUAAAAGGAUGCUUCCAGAGACAAAAUAUUGGAGAGCCUUUAUAAAUGUUGGUUCCUGUUUAAACUGUUUAAGUUUGGAAACUGAGCUGAAGGCUGAAGCGUGCCUAGGUAAAUGUAUUACUUCUUCCAACCUUGUCUGUGAAGAUUCAGUCAUGUAAGUUUUCAGCUCCUCAAUUUAAGAGUCUGCCUACCCUGCAUAUGUGAACAUAACUGUGCCCUCAGAGUCAUAGCUAAACUCUCACAAAUGAGAGUUUUGGAAUACUUCAAGGCUCAUGUGAGGUUUGGUAUUAUUCUUGCAUACAUGUAGUUGGCUGUAAACUAUGUGCAUUUACUCUGUAUUUAUAUGGUUAACUUUUUUUGUUCAGAUUGCUUUACAACUCAAAGCAAAUUAAAAUUAUGUGCUUCUGUUCAAAUGUUGCCUUCUGUGCUAAACUGUACACUAUUUUUAACCUUUUAAUUUUUCUAUUAUUGAUCUAUCAUCAGUGCCUGAGCAGUUGUGAUUAAAAAUGAGCAAUUCAUUGGGAGAUCUAGUAAAUCAUUUUAUCUUCUGCCAUUUUAUAGUAGCUGAAAAUAAUGCAUCUGUAUUGUACCUAUAAUGUGUUCUUUAUGGAGAGGUUCAUGGGUGACUUAAACUGGGUCUGUUCUUGCAGUUGGAUUUGAAUAGUGUUACCUCUGCAGAAUGAAGCGUUACUGUCUGUGAACUCAAAUUCAGUAACAUGAUGAGAAAACUUCUGUCAUUUAAAGUGCCAGCUAGUACCAACCACUGCUGGCAAAAAAGAAGUAAUUAAAAUGUUCUCUUAACUGCGUGUGCAAUAGAACCAAGUCCUUGAACCUGUAACAUUAUUGGGUAUCAUUUCUCCUAAGUGUUUGAUCUGAAGUCUGUCCUCAGAACUUCCUCAGAAAUCAUUCUGCAAAUGCACACAUAGGUUUUGUUUGGUGAUAAUGUGCUGUGUUUUUUCCCCUCAGUGUGUGUUCUGGAACUGAAUCCUUUGCAGCCUUUAAUAUGGAGCCAGGCUUGAUGUCUCCAAUUUGAUUCUUUCAGCUAUUCAGAACUAUUUCAAAACUUGCAUUAAACCAACAUAUCUGUGAUUAAAUGUUUCUUCUCUUUCA
This is a messenger RNA of Strigops habroptila (Kakapo), 6131 nucleotides long. It is a transcript of the gene SLC25A36, whose product is annotated as solute carrier family 25 member 36. The transcript has 7 exons. Gene Ontology annotation, cellular component: mitochondrion. The coding region runs from base 310 to 1395 and encodes 361 amino acids. Gene Ontology annotation, biological process: pyrimidine nucleotide import into mitochondrion. The record is from RefSeq and is a predicted model, not a curated record. NCBI's taxonomy places the organism in Eukaryota, Metazoa, Chordata, Aves, Psittaciformes, Psittacidae. Gene Ontology annotation, molecular function: pyrimidine nucleotide transmembrane transporter activity.